Molecule: messenger RNA, 2836 nt
Organism: Ipomoea triloba (trilobed morning glory)
Lineage: Eukaryota; Viridiplantae; Streptophyta; Magnoliopsida; Solanales; Convolvulaceae
Product: nucleobase-ascorbate transporter 12
Exons: 9
Coding region: 269-2473 (734 amino acids)
Biological process (GO): transmembrane transport
Cellular component (GO): plasma membrane
Molecular function (GO): transmembrane transporter activity
Source: RefSeq, a predicted model, not a curated record
UCUCUCUUCAGUCAGUCUCUCUUUUGUCUUCUCUCUCUCGUCCCCAUACAGUCCUCCCAUUUCUUUCACUCUCACCCUCUCUGCAACCUUCUUCUCUCUCUCUCGCAUUUUCUCUCUCUAAACGGCGGACUUUGCUUCCUGCUUCGCUCACAGUCAUUGCGGCUCGCGGAGUUUGCCCUAGACCGCAAUCGCAGCUCAGAUCUAACUCCUCGCGUUUCGGUUUAGUGUUGCAGAAUUCGCGUCUGUGAAGCUAUGUGCUGGUAGGAUAAUGGCUAGCUCGGACCCUAGUAAGAAGACCCGACCCGGCCCAUGGCCGCCCGCACCGGCAGCUCCCGCAAUGCCGCCGACUACCUGGGCCAAGCGGACUGGAUUUCGCCCCAAGUUCUCGGGAGAGACCAAUGCCAGUAACUCCGGCCAAAUUGCGCCCCGGCCGCAAGAUCAGCCCCAGGCUCAACCCCCCGCGCGGACCAGGGGGGUGGAUUCUAGUCUGGAUCUCGAAGCGGGGAGGGCUAGGCCGGAGAAAGCUAACGGGGAGCAGGCGAAUGGGAAGCCGCAGCAGCCGGAGAAGGAUCAUCCGGUGAGGAAGCGGAGGGAUUCUGACGGCGGCGGCGCGCCGAAGAGUACCGUAGCUAAUGGACAGGCGGUGACUGCCACUGAGCCAGCAACGACGGCUGCUGGUGGGCAGCAGCCGAGUCGAAGAGCAUUGAGGAAUGAGGAAGUGGUAGACAUGUUGCCACAGUCUAUUGAUGAUGAUAGCUUCGCGAGGCAUUCACAUAUGAAGUACGAGCUUAGAGAUGUACCUGGUCUUGUUCCUAUUGGUUUCUAUGGCUUACAACAUUAUCUUUCAAUAUUGGGUUCGUUGGUACUAAUUCCACUUGUGAUUGUUCCGGCAAUGGGUGGCACCUAUGAGGAUACAUCAAAUGUUGUCUCCACUGUGCUUUUUGUGUCAGGAGUGUCUACACUUUUGCACACAUUUUUCGGCUCAAGGUUGCCGCUAAUACAGGGUCCUUCAUUUGUUUAUCUUGCUCCAGCACUUGCAAUAAUCAACUCCCCAGAGUUCUUAAGAUUGAAUGGAAAUAAUUUCAAGCAUAUUAUGAAGGAGUUACAGGGAGCCAUAAUAAUUGCUUCAGCUUUUCAAGCAAUACUUGGAUACAGUGGGCUUAUGAUGAUAUUUUUGAAGUUGAUUAAUCCAGUGGUUGUUGCCCCUACUAUUGCUGCUGUUGGGCUGUCUUUCUACAGUUAUGGUUUCCCCCGAGUUGGUGCUUGUCUUGAAAUUGGUGUUGUGCAGAUCUUGCUAGUUAUUAUUUUUUCUCUUUACCUUCGCAAGAUUGCUAUUUUGGGUCAUCGUGUAUUUCUAAUUUAUGCGGUUCCAUUAGGUCUGGCUAUAACGUGGGCUAUAGCUUAUCUUCUAACUGAAGUGGGAGCCUAUAGCUACAAGGGUUGUGAUGUGAAUGUACCAACAUCAAAUAUAAUAUCUGAUCAUUGCAGAAAUCAUAUUUCUAGGAUGAAGAGCUGUCGAGUUGAUACUUCCCAUGCAUUAAGAUCUUCCCCCUGGUUUAGAUUUCCUUAUCCUUUGCAAUGGGGAACACCUGUCUUCCACUGGAAAAUGGCUCUUGUGAUGUGUGUGGUUUCCAUAAUCUCAUCUGUGGAUUCGGUCGGUUCAUAUCAUGCAUCAUCAUUAUUGGUGGCUUCUAGACCACCUACACCCGGUGUUUUGAGUCGAGGAAUUGGUCUUGAAGGUCUUACUAGCCUCUUGGCUGGUCUGUGGGGGACAGGAACUGGGUCUACAACUUUAACUGAGAAUGUGCACACCAUUGCUGUCACUAAGAUGGGAAGCCGGAGAGCAGUUUCACUGGGAGCAGUUCUUUUAAUUGUUCUAUCCCUUGUAGGCAAAGUAGGGGGAUUUAUUGCUUCAAUUCCACAAGUCAUAGUUGCAGCUCUACUAUGCUUUAUGUGGGCGAUGCUUACGGCAUUGGGCUUGUCAAAUUUACGCUACAGUGAGGCAGGAAGCUCAAGAAACAUUAUCAUUGUUGGAUUAUCAUUGUUUUUUUCACUGUCAGUACCCGCCUACUUCCAACAGUAUGGUAUCUCUCCGAACAGUAAUCUGUCUGUUCCUAGUUAUUUUCAGCCCUACAUUGUCGCUUCUCAUGGUCCCAUCCGCACCAAGUAUGGAGGGGUAUGUAUGCAUUUUCACCUACUUACAUUAGCCGCAUUAUCUGAAUUCCCCCUAAAUAUACUAUUCAUUUUGCAGCUAAACUAUAUCUUGAACACGCUUUUUUCACUGCACAUGGUGAUUGCUUUUCUGGUAGCUGUGAUCCUGGACAACACCGUGCCAGGCAGCACCCAGGAACGAGGGGUGUACAUGUGGUCUGAACGCGAUGCUGCCAGAAGGGAACCCGCUGUAACUAAAGACUACGAAUUGCCUUUUAGAGUCGGAAGAGUAUUCAGAUGGGUAAAAUGGGUGGGGCUUUAGCACUCUUCGACUCGUAGCCUGCCCUGAUUACCAUUUUUCAAGCUCAUUCCAGGCGUCUAUCCCUUCAUGGAAUGAGUUUGGCAUCUGCAGUGCCAUUUUCACCGGAUGCCGCUUCUCGGGAGUGUAGGCGCCCCCACCUUAUAGAGAGGUAAGCUGUUUGUAUAUUGGAGGAUCCGGGGAAUGUGUUGUGAUGGAUAUAUAGAUAUAUUGUAAUAUUGUAUGUAUUUUUUGAAGCUGAAAGAUGUCCUGAUGGACUUUUGCUAUUCAUCUGUUCUGCUGCACAGCUGCUUUUUGAUCAAUUGAAUUUUCAAUGUUAAUGAAUGCUCAUUCUAUUCUAUUCAAAGAUGUGAGAUGUCUAUAGAA